Messenger RNA from Rattus rattus (black rat), 981 nucleotides. Its product is annotated as olfactory receptor 1F12. The record is from RefSeq and is a predicted model, not a curated record. Gene Ontology annotation, biological process: G protein-coupled receptor signaling pathway. NCBI's taxonomy places the organism in Eukaryota, Metazoa, Chordata, Mammalia, Rodentia, Muridae. Gene Ontology annotation, cellular component: membrane. Gene Ontology annotation, molecular function: olfactory receptor activity; G protein-coupled receptor activity. The transcript has a single exon.
AUGGAACUUUAUUUCUCUCUAUAGCUCGUCACACAUCCAAUGGAGAAAGAAAACCAAACCAGCAUCUCUGAGUUUCUCCUCCUGGGCUUCUCAAGUUGGCCAGGGCAUCAAGGGCUUCUCUUUGCACUCUUCCUGUGUCUGUAUUUAACAGGGCUAUUUGGAAACCUCCUCAUCUUGUUAGCCAUUGGCUCAAACAAUCACCUUCACACACCUAUGUAUUUUUUCCUUGCCAAUUUGUCCUUGGUAGACCUCUGCCUUCCUUCUGCUACAGUCCCCAAGAUGCUAUUGAACAUCCAAACCAAGUCUCAAUCCAUCUCCUACCCUGAAUGUCUGGCUCAGAUGUAUUUCUGUAUGAUGUUUGCUAACAUGGACAAUUUCCUUCUGACUGUGAUGGCAUAUGACCGAUAUGUGGCCAUCUGCCGUCCUUUGCACUAUACUACCAUUAUGACCCCAUGCCUCUGCACAUCUCUGGUGGCUUUGUCUUGGGUCAUUGCUACCUUUAAUCCUCUCUUGCAUACCCUCAUGAUGACCAGACUUCAUUUCUGCUCUGAAAACAUCAUCCAUCAUUUCUUCUGUGACAUCAACUCUCUCCUCCCUCUCUCUUGUUCUGAUACCAGUCCCAAUAAGUUGAUGGUUCUGUCUGUGGUAGGACUAAUCUUUGUGGUACCAUCAGUGUGUAUCUUAGCAUCUUAUGGUCACAUUGUCUCUGCUGUGAUGAAAAUCACUUCUAUGGAAGGGAAGCUCAAAGCAUUCUCAACCUGUGGAUCCCACCUCGAUUUGGUUAUUCUUUUCUAUGGUGUGAUUGCAGGAAUCUAUAUGAGUCCUUCAUCCAACCAUUCCACUGAAAAAGAUUCAGCUGCAUCAGUAAUUUUUAUGGUUGUAGCCCCUGUUUUGAAUCCCUUCAUUUAUAGCUUAAGAAACAAUGAGUUGAAAAGGACUUUAAAAAAGACUAUUGGCCAGAGCAAAGUAUGUUCCAAAUGA